AUAGUCGCAGUGAAAUGAGCAUCAGAUUUUGACUGUAGCCUGUUUUGUACUUGCACACAAAGAAACCUGAGCUCGACGCAACAUAACGACUGGAAAUUUUAAGCAUGAAUCUUAAUUUGUCUGUAAGCACAUGUUCAAAAGCGGCAGAGGUCAAGUUAAUCAUGAGAAAGCAAACACUGCAAUGUGUUUCACACACUAGCACCAACCAGGCGUUGCUAAACUUAUGUACGAGGGUCGUUUAAUAAGUAUGGUAAAAAUACAAGAGAUGGCGCUACAAUUUUGUUUUCUUCUAGGUGGCGCGCGAGAAGCACCCUUCAUAUGACGGCAGAACUUGUUUACGCUUGUACCGACAGUAAGUAAGCUUCUGACAGCCAUUGGCACUGAGCUGUGCGGUGAUUCCCGCCAAAAUGGAAAAAGGUGAAUUCAGAGCAGUGAUCAAACAUUUUUAUUUAAAACACUGGACGGCUGCCCAAAUUAAAGCCAAGUUGAGUGAAGUUCAUGGAGACUCUGCACCAUCACUGAAGACCAUUUACUACUGGAUAAAUGAAUUCAAACGUGGCCGAACUUCGACGCAAGAUGAAGCACGUCCUGGGCGUCCAGUGGAGGUCACCACGCCAGAAAUGGUGUUGAAAAUUCAUGGAAUUGUCAUGGAAGACCGCCGAGUGAAGGUACGUGAGAUAGCUGAUAUUGUUGGCAUCUCAGCAGAGAGAAUUCACAAUAUUCUUCAUGAGAAAUUGCAGAUGAAGAAGGUCUGUGCCCGUUGGGUGCCGCGACUGCUGACGAUCGACCAAAGGCGCAUGAGGGCAGACAUUUCGAAUCAGUGUUUAUCGAUGCUUGAUCGCAAUCGGCAGGACUUCUGGCGUCGAUUUGUGACAGUUGAUGAGACGUGGAUACAUCAUUACACUCCAGAGUCUAAACAGAAGUCAAAGCAAUGGACUGGGCCUGAUGAAGGUGCCCCAAAAAAGGCAAAGACUGUUUGUUCAGCUGGAAAGAUGAUGGCGACUGUCUUUUGGGAUUUACGAGGAAUAAUCUUUGUAGACUACUUACAAAAUAGCAAAACGAUAACUGGACCAUAUUAUGCAACACUCCUAGAUCAACUGAAAAAAGAAUUGCGCACGAAACGACCUGGGUUGGCACGGAAAAAACUCCUAUUUUACCAAGACAAUGCUCCGCCCCACAGAUCGCUUGUUGCAAUGGCCAAAUUGCACGAGUUAGGCUUCAAUGUUGUGCCUCAUCUGCCCUAUUCUCCGGAUUUGGCCCCCCAUGUGACUUCUUCCUCUUUCCAAACCUGAAGAAUUGGCUGGGUGGAAAAAAAUUUUCUUCAGAUGAAGAGGUUAUCUCAGUGAUAAAUGACUACUUCAAGGGCCUCGAGCCAUCCUUUUUUUCUGAGGGGAUAAAAAAAUUGGAGCACCGCUAGAAGAAGUGUGUGGAGUUGGAAGGGAACUAUGUUGAAAAAUAAAAUAUUGUUUUCUGCAAACAUGGUAUCUUUAUUUGCUUUUUACCACACUUAUCAAACGACCCUCGUACAUUAAAAAAAAGAAAAAGAAAAGAAACACCAGUCAUGUGCUAUCUACAAGUAUUGGGACAGUGGUAGCUGCAGAAAGCCUGCACAUGUUUUCUUUUUCCAACACUUAUAUGUUUCUCUGUGUGUACUUUUGAUUUACUGCAUCACUGUCGAGAGCAGUUAUGGUCUGGAAAGUACACGGUGAAUAGCACAACAUGGAGCACUGCUAGCAACUUCGCAAGUAUGAAUUAAGUGAAGCACAUGGUAUAUAGCAUCCAGAUGGCCUGUAGUGAUCGCCAAGCAAGAUAGUGUGCAGAAGUUGCCAACGCUUGUGCUUUUGUGUUUUUUGGUUGUUAUGUUUAUUUUGUUUGAGAUUGUGUCUUUAUGAGGCAUGUCCCCUUUGGUCUGCAUUUGCAUACUUCAAAUGCCUAAAGACCAAUGAAAAUUUGUCUCAUAUCCUUUCAGGAAACGACAUAGACAACGAUGACAACUACAAGUAGAGAAAAGGCUGCUCCUUUUGGUCAGCACCCAUAUAUGGCUGUGCAAAUGAAAGGUACUACUGUUUUGCAAGAGAGUGAAGAAGCACAUUCAAAACGUUGUUUCACUAUGGCAUCCUAAACAUGGUUAAGUUUGCACUGCAUUGAAUAAAUUUACUUUCAAUACAACAAUGCUUCGCUACACAGAGAUAAACAGUGCUACCUGCUAAUACUAGCGCUGUAUACUUCUAUGCAGUCAUUCACCAAUCGGUCCAAGUAUCUGCCAUACUAAACAAUGCCUCGAGCUUUUCAAUGAAGAGAACAAUUAAGAGUUUCUGCGUUGUUAUUAUUAUUAUUAUACAAUAUGUAGCCUGUCUGUGCUAAUGCAGAGAAAACGAGGCCAGAAUGUAGACAUAAUGUUAUUUUAAGAACAAGCAACAAAAAUUGCAUGCAUAUGGGAUUAAACAAAUAUUCCAAAUUCUUGAAUAGUAAGUAAAUAUCCCACUAUAUGGUUCACUCCCCAAAUAGCAAAUGUUUUUAAACGGAUGCUGAAUAGCUGCUCUUAGAAAAUUCAGAUAUCUUUCAUUUUAAAUAGUUAAUGAAUAAUUUGCACUAAUAUUUGGGGAUGAUUGACAGAUGAACCUUAUACAAAUAUGAAUUAAUUAAUUGCCAGUUUGGCAAGCCAGAAAUACAAGGCCAGCAAGAGUUAUUACAAAACUAUGCAAAAAGUUUGCAUUAUGUUUGGAAAAAAGCUAAUUAUUCAGAAGCUAAUCACUAUCUGAUCUGUAUUUGAUCUGGUUUCAAAAAUGAAUUCACAAGUCCCUAUGCUAUGUAGAUUUGAAGUUUUCCCCCUUGAAGUGUCUGCCCCAUAUUGCAUAAAUAUUUGAAAAAACAAAAACAGUUUUGUCAACAAUUUUUAUAAUUAUGUAUGAACAGGUGCCCUUGCAAACUGUGUCGGCAAAUACCUGAUCAAAAAAAAAAAAAUUGCUGGCUCUCCCAUAAUUGAGAGUAGAUGUAAGCAUGAAAUGGCUACCAUGUGGCAUCUUUUGCUGCCUGUGGUGCCGCCGCCUUCAACUGCUUUUCUUCUUCCAACAGGGCAGCACACUCAGCGUCUGUUGCUACUUUUUCUUCUUGUCACGGACCGCUCACGACUCGUGGACCGCUGGUGCUCAAAAGAGCACAGGCAACCCUUUCUCAGUGCCAAAAGAUGACACUCAAGUGUAUGGUGCCCUGUAUCUGCCUUUUGAAUGUCGCUAUUGGAAAUGACAAAUAAAACUUCAGCAUACUAGAAGUUACAGCUUGACUGAUAUUGUGAACAGGCAUAAGAAAGAAAUUGAAAGCAAUAUUUUUUGUAACUUGUUUGAGUAGUAACUAGCGUAUGUAAUGCGGUCCUGUACAAAGGGUUCGGGGCCAGAGACUGCAUUUUUUAAAUACUUGACUGGUUGCUCAGAUGAUCUCGUUUUGUUCUCGCAACGAUGCCCGGAUGCUCUCGUUUGAGUGCCUGGAUAACGGCUCUAUAUUUUGGCUCAAGGUCACUUGAAGGUCGCCGUCAAUGGGAGCUAAAAGCAUUUCAUGUUUAAAAUCCACAGGAAAAAAAAAAAACUCUUUGAGGGCU
This is a messenger RNA of Dermacentor silvarum, 3595 nucleotides long. RefSeq names its product histone-lysine N-methyltransferase SETMAR-like. NCBI's taxonomy places the organism in Eukaryota, Metazoa, Arthropoda, Arachnida, Ixodida, Ixodidae. The record is from RefSeq and is a predicted model, not a curated record. Gene Ontology annotation, molecular function: nucleic acid binding. The coding region runs from base 408 to 1292 and encodes 294 amino acids. The transcript has a single exon.